Molecule: messenger RNA, 624 nt
Organism: Metarhizium brunneum ARSEF 3297
Lineage: Eukaryota; Fungi; Ascomycota; Sordariomycetes; Hypocreales; Clavicipitaceae
Source: RefSeq, a predicted model, not a curated record
AUGUCAGUCCUCCUGGCUGGGAGGGAUACUACUGCAGCUACAUUGUCGUGGGCUAUGUAUGAGAUGGCAUAUGUCCCCGAGACUUGGGCGAAGCUGCGCGAGGAGAUCCUCAACGAAUUAGGUCCCCACGGCAUGCCGACGUAUGAAACACUAAAGAACAUACAGUACCUGAAGAAUGUCCUCAACGAGGUGCUUCGGCUUCACCCAGCUGUACCGAUCAACAUGCGUCAAGCUUUAGAGGACACUGUGAUCCCAGGUGCUCCUGGCCAACCCGACGUCGCCCUCCUGAAGGGAGAUACGGUCACAAUCAACACAAUCGGCAUGCAUGCCCGAAAAGACUUGUAUCCUCCCAUUUCCAAACAUUUUGCUGAUCCGGCCAUUUUCAGUCCAGAACGUUGGGAGCAUUGGAUCCCGACCCCGUGGACCUAUACGCCGUUUAGUGGCGGACCUAGGAUAUGUGUGGGUCAGAACUUUGCUUUGACUGAAAUGGCCUUUUGCUUGGUUCGCUUAGCCCAAACAUAUGAGAGGCUCGAGUAUCGAGGAGACUGGCAUGCACAGCGCUUACGGGCUGACAUUAUCGGGACGCCCGCACUUGAAGUGCCCAUAGCGCUGUUCGAGCCAUAA